UCCCCCUCGCCGGGGUGUAUAUGCGAAGCGCCGCCACCGCCGCUGUUCACUCGCUGCAAGCCGGAGCUUCGCUGCCAUGAUCAGUGCCCGUCGCCUCGUCGAGCCGCCGGUUAUGGAGGGCUACGAGCAACCCAAGAAAGAGCGCCAGGGCGGGCUGCCGCUGGACGAUCGCCACGACAGCGGCUUGGACUCUAUGAAAGAGGAGGAGUACCGACAGCUGGUGAAGGAUCUGGAGGACAUACGCUUGCAGCCCCGCGAGCCGCCCGCCUGGGCACAGCAGCUGACAGAGGACGGGGACACUUUUCUCCAUUUGGCGAUUAUUCACGAGGAAAAAGCCCUGAGCCUGGAGGUGAUUCGGCAGACGGGCGGGGACUGUGCUUUCCUGAACUUCCAGAACAACCUCAGCCAGACUCCUCUUCACCUGGCGGUGAUCACUGAUCAGCCUGAAAUUGCCGAGCACCUUCUGAAGGCUGGAUGUGACCUGGAAAUCAGGGACUUCCGAGGAAAUACCCCCCUGCACAUUGCCUGCCAGCAGGGCUCCCUCAGGAGCGUCAGUGUCCUCACACAGUACUGCCAGCCGCACCACCUCCUCGCUGUCCUGCAGGCAGCCAAUUACAAUGGACAUACAUGUCUCCAUUUGGCAUCUAUUCAAGGAUACCUGGCUAUUGUGGAAUACUUGCUGUCCUUGGGAGCAGAUGUAAAUGCUCAGGAGCCAUGCAAUGGCAGAACAGCACUGCAUUUGGCUGUCGACCUGCAGAACUCGGACCUGGUCUCCCUCCUGGUGAAACACGGGGCAGAUGUCAACAAAGUGACCUACCAGGGCUACUCCCCCUAUCAGCUCACAUGGGGAAGAGACAACUCCACCAUACAGGAACAGCUGAAGCAGCUGACCACAGCUGACCUACAGAUGUUGCCAGAAAGUGAGGAUGAGGACAGCAGUGAAUCGGAGCCUGAGUUCACAGAGGAUGAACUUAUGUAUGAUGACUGCCUUAUUGGAGGACGACAGGUGGCAUUUUAAAGCAGAGCUUUCUGUGAAGUGACUGUGUACAUAUGUAUAGGAAAAGGACUGACUCUUCAUUUUCAAAGUCACAAUGCAGAGGGAAGGAACAGGAGGGAAAUACGACACUGCCCAAUGAGGAGCACGGAAUUGUAACAGGAUGGUUCCAGGUUCUGGCCUGUGUUUAAAUACAGAAGUGGGAUGUGUAACAGUAGAGAUCUGUGAUUAUUCACAGCAGCUGAUAAGAGCCACAUAGCUAAUCUUCUCAACCAUACGAAGGUAACAGACUACACAUCCAGCCUGCUAGUUACAGAGAGGUAUCUUGUGGCAUUAAGUACUACAAGGAGCAUGUGUCCUUUCAUAGCAAGGCAGGCUCAUACCAACACUCCAUCUUCUCAGAGAGCUGUGUCACUUUGUGUUGGGCUGGUGGUGCUCCCUGGCCUUACUGACUUGACCUCAUCAGCUCUCAGUGGGGCAUCCCAGGCUGAGAAGUCAAACUGAGGGACUGGUGACCUGGCUAUUAAGAGAAAGUAGCAAUAAUGUUAACUGUGGGCAUUGGAAACUCUGUGUUUCACACCAUGUGUGUCAUAAUUGCUACACUUUUUAGCAAUUGUAUAAUGUGUAAAUACUGUACAUUUUUUUUUGUUUAUAAUUAUUUUGGUACAUGUGAGAUAAUGUAUUUAUUAAAAAAAA
Messenger RNA from Indicator indicator, 1690 nucleotides. RefSeq names its product NFKB inhibitor alpha (gene NFKBIA). The transcript has 6 exons. Gene Ontology annotation, molecular function: protein binding. The record is from RefSeq and is a predicted model, not a curated record. Bases 77 to 1018 code for a protein of 313 amino acids. NCBI's taxonomy places the organism in Eukaryota, Metazoa, Chordata, Aves, Piciformes, Indicatoridae.